Molecule: messenger RNA, 1028 nt
Organism: Aplysia californica (California sea hare)
Lineage: Eukaryota; Metazoa; Mollusca; Gastropoda; Aplysiida; Aplysiidae
Source: RefSeq, a predicted model, not a curated record
GAUGGUGCAGUGGCUGCGAUCAAGACACUAGCCGUGGAUACCGUUAAGUUGAUCGUCAGGUACACGUCAAAGAGUCGCCCUAACAAGUUUGGUCUCCCUACUCUGAAGUGAAAACGCAAUCCCCGAUUUGGUAGUGGUUGCUUCGUACCUAUUCCAUCAGACUCGAUGGAGAACCAGCCGUGCCCCCUCAAGGAUUGUCCUUUCUCCAAAGAGGACCAUCUGGUCACUGCCACGUUUGUAGUCUUCACCGCAGCUCACGUGGUCUACGAUGCUGACGAGGCGGUGGUCACCUCCGUGGAAUUUUUUUAUGACGAUGAUAAAGAUAGGUCAGAGGUGGUGACCGCUCAAGCUGUUCAACUUGGGUAUGCUGAUGAGGGGGCGGACACGACCUGUUUGAAGUGCAUCUGUCACGACUUAGCCCUUUUCCACAAAAUGAAAAGUCGCAGGAUGUACGGGAAAGAUGUGAAGUGGAGCAUGUCGGUUCCCAUAGCUGUUCUGAUUUCCCAUCCCCAUGGUUGCUCUAAGCAGAUAUCUGUCGGGGAUCUGGUAGAUAGGAAGGAGCUGGAUCCCGUUCAGGGUCUGUCGUUUUUAAAGCCGUCUUUUAAAGAUGGAGAAGAAUUUAAAGCAAUGAAGAAUGCUAGUGCAGAUGCGAAGAAAUGUCUGACUGUUUUUCUGGACACAGUUUUCAAGAAACGCUAUGGAGAAAAUAUAAAAGGUGGUGACGAGAAAACGAAGGUCAAAAACACUGUGUUCCGGUUGAUUCUGAAAGAGCUUAGAACUGAGGGCUGCACUGUUCCCGUGUCCGAGUCGGAGAGGGAUUUCUGGGAGAAAGUCUUUGUACACACCAGUAUGGGAAUGGGAAGCUGGUCUUUAGGAUGUGAUAGGAGUUGGGUGUCUGGGGUGAUGGCUGCAUUUCAUUUUCUAACGAUGUUAAAUUUUAUUAAUGCUUUCGAAAAAGCGAUUAGUUUUGAGUCCAUGGAGAAAGAUGGCCUUGUUGGCUAUGAGUUUUUGCGUGAGCUGUCUGGGGU